CAACGCAUUCAGUGUAGGGAGAAGCAGGGAGUCACUAUGAGGGGGAACUUUGUUACUAUGAAACUUAGGAAUAUUUACAAUAUAUUGUAAAAAUUAUCAAAAUCCAUCGUAAAUCAUUAACCUGCCCCAAGGUUUCGAGGCUUUUAGCUUAGUUUUCCCGGAAUGGGCUUCUAUACUCACUAUUCUUACACUUUUUUGAAAGAAUGUGUGAGACAGUUAGCCAGCUAGCUAGCUAGCUGAGGGGUGAGACAGGCGGCAGGAGAACAAAAGAUUUUUUUUGCGUUUUGGCCGGUUGUACUGACACCAAGUCCAUGCAGAACGUGUCAUUACCAUCACAAUGCCCGUUUUACUUUUUCUGAUAGACACGUCCGCUUCAAUGAACCAGCGCACCCAUCUGGGCACUACCUAUCUGGACAUAGCAAAAGGCGCUGUUGAGACUUUUAUGAAGCUCAGAGGGAGAGAUCCGGCGAGCCGAGGGGACCGGUACAUGCUGGUAAAUUUUGAAGAUGCUCCGUUCGGGAUCAAGGCUGGGUGGAAGGAGAGCCACGCCACAUUCAUGACAGAGCUGAGGAACCUCCAAGCUACUGGACUCACCACUGUUGGACAGUCCCUGAGGACAUCUUUUGAUUUACUCAAUCUCAAUAGAUUAGUGACUGGCAUAGACAACUAUGGACAGGGAAGGAAUCCUUUUUUCCUUGAACCGGCCAUCAUCAUCGCCAUCAGCGACGGCAACAAGUUGACCAGCAGCAACUCUGUGCAAGACGAGCUCCACCUACCCCUGACCACCCCGCUGCCGGGCAGCGAGCUGACCAAGGAGCCCUUCCGCUGGGACCAGCGUCUCUUUGCUUUGGUGCUGCGUAUCCCUGGCAACGCCUCGGUAGAGACUGAACCCCUCGGUGGCGUCCCACCGGAUGAUUCGCCGAUCACACCCAUGUGUGAGGUCACUGGAGGACGUUCCUACAGCGUUUUCUCCCAGCGCAUGUUAAAUCAGUGUUUGGAGUCUCUGGUGCAGAAGAUCCAGAGUGGAGUGGUGAUAAACUUUGAGAAGACGGGGCCUGACCCGCCUCCACUCGAAGACGCUCCAGCCGAGGCGCUGAAGUCCGGCCCCCAGCCCUGGCAUUGCUGUCACAAGCUGAUCUACGUCCGACCCAAUCUGAAGACGGGCGUUCCCAUCGGCCACUGGCCCAUCCCAGAGGCCUUCUGGCCUGACCAGAACUCUCCAACACUACCCCCCCGCUCAGCCCACCCACAGGUACGGUUCUCCUGCGUGGACGCUGAGCCCAUGGUGAUAGACAAGGUUCCCUUCGAUAAAUACGAACUGGAGCCUUCGCCGCUGACGCAGUACAUUCUGGAGAGGAAGUCCCCUCACACCUGCUGGCAGGUGUUUGUGAGUAACAGUGCCAAGUACAGCGACCUGGGUCAACCUUUCGGGUACCUGAAGGCCAGCACAGCUCUCAACUGUGUCAACUUGUUCGUGAUGCCCUACAACUACCCCGUUCUUCUGCCUCUUCUGGAUGACUUGAUAAAAGUGCACAAGUUCAAGCCGACCCUGAAGUGGCGCCAGUCCUUUGAGAACUACCUGAAGACCAUGCCUCCUUAUUAUAUUGGGUCGCUCAGGAAGGCUCUGAGGAUCAUGGGAGCUCCGAACCUGCUGGCUGAUAACAUGGAGUACGGGCUGAGCUACAGCGUUGUUUCCUAUCUGAAGAAGCUCAGUCAGCAGACAAAAAUCGAGUACGACCGUCUGAUUGUCUCCAUUGGUAAGAAACCCCCCCCAGAGCCAGGCAUCAAGGUCCGCUGGCGAGGUGGGGGCGUCUCUUUAGCUCAGCGCAGGGACUUCAUCCAGCAGCUGCAGAGUCUUUCAGGAGAGGCGCCAGCUCUGCCCGUAGAGCUCAACCCCAAAGAGUUCCAGGGAUUCCACCUGGCGCUGCUCAACAAGGGCUUGAAGCCGCAGAGCUUCAGGAAUCCCUACGACAUCCCUCGGAGCCACCUCCUCGACCAGCUUAGCCGAAUGAGGAGAAACCUGCUCAACACCAGCGUCUGCACUCUAAGAGGACAGGACUCUGACCAGCUCCACAGUGUGCCAAUCGCCCAGAUGGGAAACUACCAAGACUUCCUCAAAGCUGCCCCCCAGCCACUUCGAGAUGCAGAUCCUGAGCAGCCCAAACGUUUGCACACGUUCGGAAACCCCUUUAAACUGGACAAGAAGGGAAUGAUGAUCGAUGAGGCGGACGAGUUUGUGACCGGUCCUCAGAACAAAGGCAAGCGACCUGGAGACAACAACAUCAACAUGCCGGGUGGGGGUCCAAAGAGACGUCGCUGCAUGUCCCCUCUGCUGCGUCUGGGCCGGGCCUACACCCCUCCGGUAUCGCCCUCUGCCAGUCCCCGGCACUCAUCAGAAACGGACAUAAAUGACGGUUCUCCUGACCUGAUCAUUAACCACCUAAACCAGAACCACUAUGGGUCAGACAGCAGCUCUGACUUGGAGAUGGACCUCCACACAGGACCAGCAGACCUUCAGGAGAACCACACUUCUGAUGAGGCUCAGGUCCUUCGGCACAUGGACGACGAUGAGGAGGAGGAGGAGAGCGGGCAGCAGCGUGCUGGCGAGCUGCUGCCCAGCCUCGAGGGAGGGGUGGAAAGGGCUCUGAUAGAGGACCCGCCCCCCCGCUUCCUCUCACCAUCCGCCCUGAAGAAGCACAUUCACACCGAGACGACAAAAGUCAACAACGAGCUGAGGACACUCAUCACCAAGGAGAUCAGGAAACCUGGCAGACACUACGAGAAGAUAUUUCUUCUCCUGAAGCAAAUCCAGGGAACUCUGGACACGCGGCUCAUCUUCCUCCAAAACAUCAUCAAAGAGGCGGCCAGGUUCAAGAAACGCGUUCUGAUUGAGCAGCUGGAGAACUUCCUUGAGGAAAUCCACAACAGAUCUAAUAACAUGAACCACGUGGACUCGCUCUGAGACCGGCUGAGCCCAAACCCGCCCCCGUCCCCCGUAAAGCCCAAACACGAAGUUCCCUUGAGGAGACAGAAUCCAGCCCAGGAGCCACGGCCACUUCAGCCAGCCCGCCAACAUUUAAGGUGGCCGCGUUGGUCCAGGCUGACCCAUCACCAAAGGCAGAUCUGACCCUGGAGGAUGGUUCAGAUGGCUGCGAGAAUGAACAGGAAGUGGUGACUGCUGCGGGUGAAGCCUAUGCAACCAGAUGUUCUGUUGGACGUUUGACUGCAGCUGCUGCCUGAGCCUCUCCUCGCUAACUCACGUGGUCACAGUUUUCUUUUACUUAAACGAGUAUCUCCUAAACGGAGAGAGGACGAAACUCUCGUGGAGAGGACCAGAGGGCAGCUGCAGCCUGAAAACUUUAGUUUUUGUGACCACGUGUUCGGGAGAAUAAGAGUUCAGUCUGAGAGGUGUGUGCUUGUUUUCUGAUAACUCGGGGUCGAAAAGGAUCCGUUGAUCAUUUUCCUCUCCAUAACCCUUUCCCUCCGCUCACGUUGAGUCUUAAGUUUUAGGAUGAUGAUGGUUAAAAUGGACUUUUGCACUCCGCCAGCUGGAGCACUCCACCACUUGGCUCUUAAAUGCUUGGAUUCAGCCUUUAAUUCACGGUUGUCAUGAAUGAAUCAGAAGCGGACGUUAAUCUGAACCCUGUUGUCCAACGUAGCGAUGUAACACCGUGAACAACGCGAUGUUGUUAGUGCUAAGUGUUGAAAAAGCUCAGGAACUGAUAUUAAUGCAUCAGCAAUAACAUCAAAGCCCCGCCCCUUCACUUUAUUCAGCCUGAAGCGGCUGAGAUGCAACACAGGCGGUCUUCUGCUGGACUGAUGAGAUGAGGACGUGGUUGCUGCCAGUUUACCCACACACCCACACACACACACACACACACCCAGAUCGCCCCCCUCCCUCAGCCACCAAUCUCCAACCAACUUCUUGUCACUUUUCCAUCGAUGCACUUGUGUAAAUUUGAGAAUUCUUAUUUAAUGUAAUUUAAAAUGGAAAUCUACCUUUUUUUGUUGCCGUUUUUAAAUAUUCGGGUAGAGCUUGUUCAGCGUUCUCAAACGUACACAAUCUCCUCUAGAGGUCAGGAGUUGGCUGCUCUCGCCCCGUUCUCCCUCCCGCCCUCCCUCUUCGGACAGGGACCAAACUCUGCCAUACUUGUCUUUGUUUGUGAAAGGCCGCUACCAAAAGAGUAUUUUGAAUACACUGUAAAGAUGUAAAUAACUCUAGAGUACUAUUUAAAGCAAUGUUAAGUGUAAAAUGGCCUUUUUGUAAGUAUUUCCAUGAAUAAAGUUUCUAUUUUACACUGUGAAGGGCCGUGUAAAUAAAGUGUUCCAUAAA
Molecule: messenger RNA, 4333 nt
Organism: Nothobranchius furzeri (turquoise killifish)
Lineage: Eukaryota; Metazoa; Chordata; Actinopteri; Cyprinodontiformes; Nothobranchiidae
Gene: ints6
Product: integrator complex subunit 6
Biological process (GO): snRNA 3'-end processing
Cellular component (GO): integrator complex
Source: RefSeq, a predicted model, not a curated record